Molecule: messenger RNA, 1699 nt
Organism: Penaeus monodon (black tiger shrimp)
Lineage: Eukaryota; Metazoa; Arthropoda; Malacostraca; Decapoda; Penaeidae
Exons: 1
Coding region: 613-1614 (333 amino acids)
Source: RefSeq, a predicted model, not a curated record
ACAUAUGCAAACGAUAGAGCAAAUAAAUCUAAGAAACUUAUCUUCUAUGCAAUUCCGUCGCAACUCAAAAAUAACGAAGUUAUUAGACACGGAAGUGUCUGAGAGCACGAAAUGAAAAACUAUCUCAAUAUUUUUAAAAUCGCCAUCCGAUAUCCUUUCCUAUUUUUUGUAAACAAAACAAUGAUGCCGCUUUAUUUUGUAAAAUUUAUCGCAAUAUUUCUAGUUUCGUUCGUAGAAAAUGUCCAUAUCAACUUACAUGAAGGACAUUUUAUUUCUCCCCAAAAGGAUAUGAUAUUACAUGAGUAUUACUAUGAUAAUAUCGAAUAUUUACAGAAACCAAUACAAAUCUUACUCUGCGCAAAUCGAUGUGUCUGCCUCACAUUACGGGCAAGAGGGGCCUGAAGAAUUGCGCGGUAAAUUUGAAAUCCAGUAUGUUGGCGUACCAAGUGCGCGCGAAACAUUUUGAAAUGAAAUAGUACAGCGCAUGCGCGUGACAAUGUCACGAGAGCCAAUAGUAUUACAUAAAAAAUGUUUAACCAAUCACAUAGCACCACCUGCGUGAUAGGUAUGUAUAGUGGUGAAGUAAAACCAAUGUAAUAACUCUUUACCAAAAUGGAGGACGCAAGGUGCGCAGGGUGUAAUCCACAUUAUUAUAAAAUCAUUUCUGAUUAUUUGGGGGAAAAUGAAAAAUCGCUUUUAUUUCUUAGGGAACACGGUGUUUUGCCUCGGUCGGUGAGUUGCCCACAUUGUAAUUUACCUUGCAAAUAUCGUGAAGAUCGACACGUGUGGUAUUGUGGCCGAUGGAAAAAGAUCGCUAAGACAAAACGGCGCAAAAGUUGCGUUUUCUCGACCAGCGAUUACACAGGCACGUUCCUGCAGGGGACACAUUUGGAACCAUUUAAAGUAGUUUUGUUUGUUAAUCAUUGGCUUCAGAAGCAUUGGGAUCAUGAAACUGUCAUUAAAUGCAUUGGCAUGUCAAAAACAAGUAGCGUAGAUUGGAGGAGUUUUUGUUCAGAAGUAACCCAAAAUUGGUUACAGAAUCAAAAUUCUAUAGGAGGUGCCGGUGUAAUCGUUGAGAUCGACGAAACGCUGCUCGUGCGCCGGAAGUACAACAGAGGGAGGCAACUUAGUCAAGUGUGGGUCUUUGGGGGUAUUGAGCGUGAUUCUAAAAAGAAAUUCGUGGUGCCGUUGGUAGGCAGUGAUAGAAGUGCAGACACGCUCAUACCCCUAAUAAAACAAUUCAUUUUACCAGGAAGUGUUAUAUGUAGUGAUGGGUGGGCUGCCUACCGUAAUUUAAAACAACAUGGGUACGAGCACCUGGUAAUUAAUCAUUCAGAAAAUUUUGUAGACCCACACUUCCCACAUAUCCACACACAGAAUAUCGAAAGGGUUUGGCGGGAUUUAAAAGAAUUCAUUAAGCGUCCGGGUAUGCGAGCUGAUUAUUUACAACAAUAUUUAUCUCGAUACCUAUUCAUAAAAUCAUGUGAAACACCACUCCAUAACUUUUUUACCGAGGCGGCACGGCUCUACCCGCCCCAAGGUGGGAGAGCGAGAGAGGGUCCCCUGCCUCCCCCAAUACCAAUGGAGGAAGAUAGCUCUUCUGAGAGUGAAUAAUCAGGUAAGAGUAGGAAAAAAUUGUAUCGCCGGUAACUUAUACUAUAAUUUUACAGGAUUUACCAGAAGUCAAUAUUGUGGAAAC